CAAAAAUUAAAGUCAUUAAUCCAUGUUGGAGGUGUUUGCGUGUGUCAAGUAUUAUUUAAGCCAAUAUGUUUUUUUUCAGCCAUACAUUCAGCCAUAUCAGCUUGAAACUCUCGUAUCAUCAUAUUCAGUAGAUAUAGAGUGAAGUAGAAAGCCACAAGUUUUUUUAUUUCAUUGUGAUGGGAUUCUCAUUUUUAUUGUUCAUUUCGGCAAUAUUUUCAGUUUAUUUCAUCGAGUGCAUCGGUUAAGGUCUUCAUUCCUCCAAUUAGACAUUUAUGAUGAUGAAAAUAAAAUAUUUCAUUGUUUUAUUAUUUUGGUCUCUUAAAAUGAGAGCUGCAUAUACUGAUAAUAAUUUGGAUCCACAAUUGUUAUUUGCCGCUAAAAUCGGAUACCUACAGGCAAUCAAAGAUAAAUUAGAACAUGGUGCUAAUAUAAAUGCCGUAGAUGAAGAAACGAAACGUACACCACUCCAUCAGGCCAUUAAUGGGGGCAACAUAGAGGCAAUUAAGUAUCUGAUCGAUAAUGGGGCCGACGUAUAUGCUGAAGAUAAUUUGCUUCAAUCAAUGCUUCACAUUGCUGCUCAAAAGGGUAACAUAGACGUAAUCAGAUAUCUAAUUGAUAAUGGGGCUAACGUAACCGCGGAAGAUAAAGAUUUACGCACGCCGCUUCACUAUGCUGCUUCGGGCGGUCAUGAAAAAGUUAUCUUAAAUCUAUUGGUAAAUGGUGCAAAUGUAAAUGCCGAAGACAUGGAAAAGAAAACUCCGUUGCACUACGCUAUUCAAAAAGGUCAUACUGAUGCAGUAAAUUUAUUGAUGCGGGCUGCUAUAUUGCGUGUGUCCGCAUCGAAAUUAGCUUGCACAAAAUAUUCAAGACGGCGAGUUACAGCAAGUUUUAAUGUUCGAAUUGUGUCAGGAGAUGUGGUCGAAAGAGGUGAAUUUCCUUGGAUGGCUGCACUAUACUAUGUAAAUCCAAAUAACACCACCACAAACGAUUUUAGAUGUGGAGGAACUAUCAUUUCCGAGCGUUAUAUUAUGACUGCGGGACAUUGUGUUCCAACAUCCCGAAAACCUGUUCAAGUUCGAGUUGGUAAAAUAACUCUUAAUGAUACUACUGAUGGUUUGAUGGGUAAAUAUUAUUCCAUUGAGAAAAUCAUCCGGCAUCCAGAAUAUGAUGCCGCAACGCUCAAAAAUGACAUUGCAUUAAUUCAAAUUCGAGGAAGUUUUGAGUUUAGCGAUGAUGUUGCACCAGCAUGCUUGCCCACGAACACGCAGGAUUUUAGUUAUGAUCUGAUUGUGACCGGGUGGGGUACUACUGAUCCAAUGAGAGCCAAUUCCCUUUCGAAUGUGCUUCUUAAAGCCAAUCUAAAAACAAUGGUUUCGAAAGAUUGUAACUCAACAAUGUUGGAAUGGAAUAAAAUGUCAAAUUUAACGCAGUUACUAAAUGGCAUUAACGAUGGACAAUAUUGUGCAUACGAUCCAAAAGGGAAAAGAGAUGCGUGUCGAGGAGAUAGUGGCGGACCUCUUCAAUUUAUACGGGAGAGAAAAUCAAGUACAGCGACCGUAGUUGGCAUUGUUUCAUUCGGUCAUAGCUGUGGUCUUGAAUUGCCAAGCAUCUAUACUCGUGUGGGAUAUUUCAGAAAAUGGAUCGAAUCCAUCGUUUGGCCAUAAUUAUUAAGCUAAUGAUCUAAAAUUAAACCGAUUUAUAUUUUCAAAUAUCAAAUGAAUGCCAUGAUGAAAAGAGAUAGUUAUCAACUGAUAUUAAAAAAUAAAACACGAUGAA
Molecule: messenger RNA, 1776 nt
Organism: Contarinia nasturtii (swede midge)
Lineage: Eukaryota; Metazoa; Arthropoda; Insecta; Diptera; Cecidomyiidae
Product: serine protease persephone-like
Exons: 12
Coding region: 273-1664 (463 amino acids)
Biological process (GO): proteolysis
Molecular function (GO): serine-type endopeptidase activity; protein binding
Source: RefSeq, a predicted model, not a curated record